This is a messenger RNA of Symphalangus syndactylus (siamang), 4243 nucleotides long. RefSeq names its product GTP-binding protein 8-like. NCBI's taxonomy places the organism in Eukaryota, Metazoa, Chordata, Mammalia, Primates, Hylobatidae. Gene Ontology annotation, molecular function: GTP binding. The record is from RefSeq and is a predicted model, not a curated record. Gene Ontology annotation, cellular component: mitochondrion.
ACAAAAUGAUUUCUAUAUUUAAUGGAAGAAGAAAUCACAUCUGGUAAAGGGAACUAGAAAGGCCUCAGAGAAGGAAUUGUAUUUAAGAAAGGGCUGGAAGAAAGGUCAAGACUUCAAAGGCCAGUCUGGAGGAAACUGAAACAGUCCUGCAAAAAUACUCCUAGAACUUACAAGUGAGUUUAAGAUAAUCACAAGAUACUAAGUGAAGACACAAAUAUCCAUGAUAUUUCUAUAUUUUAGCAAUAUAUAUUUGUAAGCUGAUUUUAAAAGCACUACCAUGUAUAAUAGGUUCCUUAAAAGUGAAAUGAGUAUACAUCUCACAGAACAUUUUCUAGAUCUGUAUGCUGAAAACUACAGAAUGCUAAUGAAAGACAUUAAAGAAAAUCUAAAUAAAUUGAGAGACAUACAAUGAUAAAGGUCUGAAGGCUCAACAUAGUAAAGAUGUCAAUUAUCCCCAAAUUGAUCUAUAGAUUUAAUACAAUGUCAAUAAAAAUUCCAGCAUGAUUUUUUGUGGCUAUAGAAGAGUUAAUUCUAAAAUUUAUAUGGAAAGACAAAGUAACUAGAAUAGCUAAAAUAAUUUUGAAAAAAAAGAAUAAAUUUGGAGAAAUCACUCUCCUAUAUUUUAAGACUUUAAUCAAGAGAGCAUGAUAUUAGCAGAAAUGUAGACAAAGAUUAGUGGAACAGAAUAGAGAACCCAGAAAUUGACCCAAAUAGAUGUGGCUCAUAGAUUUUUGACAAAGGUGCAAAAGCAAUUCAAUGGAGGGAGGAUAUCUUUUCAACAAAUAGUGCAAAUAGUGAUGGAACAAUUGAUAUCAAUAUGCAGAAGGAAAAAACAAAUAAAAUAUUGACCUAAUAUCUGAAGAGAACAUUUUAGAGAAAAUUGAAUGGCCAUGUUAUUUAUUUUUUUAAAUCUCGAGUCAUCACCCUUUAAAUUACGUAUUAUGAUAUGAGAACAAACAGAACUACAAUUUGGUAAGAUAUUUGAAGUGUUUGUCUAAGUUGUAACUUUAAGCAAUAUUAAUUGGUCGCCAUUAAAACCAAAAUAUGAAAGAAAACAACAGAUAAUUAAAAAACAUAAAUUUUCAUUAGUGAAGGGAAAUACCUUCUAAUUUAAUACAUUGUGUUCUUAAGUUGAAAAACUCAUUUCCCUAGAGAAGUUUUAAAAGUAACAGUGCAAACUUUGUGUUCUAAUUGUAAUUCCAUGUUCUUCAAAACUGAAAUGUGUUUACAAUUUGGGUCUACAAAUAUUUAUAUUAUUUUGCUUUAAAACUUAAUUGGACAAAGAAAAUGGGAAGAUUAAUUUAAGGUGUAAGUUGGUAAGGUAUUGGGAAUCUUUCAAGAAUUUAUUAUCUGCCAGGCAUGGUGGCUCACAUCUGUAAUCCAGCAUUUUGGGGGGCUGAGCCAGGUGGAUCACUUGAAACCAGGAGUGUGAGACCAGCCUGGCCAACAUAGCAAAACCCCAACUCUACAAAAAAAAAAAUGUAUUAUCAACUGACAAAAAUGUGACCAUUUUGCUGUAAAAAUAGAGGAUAAAUUAUAAAAUAUCUUUAAAAUGAGCUGUGGUGAAAUACUGCUCAUAUAUAACUAAUAAAAACAUUAUGACAGCUUUAUUGAGAUAUAAUUGCCAUAUAAUAAGCCCCACAUACCUGUAUACAAUUUGAUAGGUAUUGACAUAUUUAUAUACCUAAGAAUUGAUCAUCACCAUUAAGACAGUGAACCCAGCCAUCAACCCCCAAAAUUUCCUUGUUCCCCUUGUUGAUCCUCACUUCUGCCCUACCUAGCCCCAGGCAACCACUAAUCUAUGUUCAGUUACUAUGGAUUUGUUUGUUUCUAGAAUUUAAUAGGAUGGAAUCAUACUGCAUAUAUUCAUUUGUAUCUGGUUCUUUCACUCAGUACAAUUAUUCUGAGAUUCAUCUAUUCUGCUGCUUGUAUCAAUAGUUUAUUCUUUUUAUUACUGAGUAGUAUUCAAUUGAAUGGAUAUACUGCAAUGCUAGUUACCUGCUGGCGAACUUUUGAGUCAUUUCUACUUUUCAGUGCUAACCACUAAUAAAACUGCAAUGAAAAAGAAAAUGUUGACCUAAACCUCACAUCUUACCUUCAAAAUGUAAAAUACAGCUCUGUCGGUCUUCUGGGAAGGGAGAAUGGCGGCGCCUGGGCUGCGGCUGGGAGCCUUAAGGCUCUUCGAAAUGCCUGCGGUGCUAGAGCGACUGAGCCGCUCUAACAGCACGUCCCAAGCUUUUGCUGAGGUGCUGCGGCUGCCGAAGCAGCAGCUGAGGAAGCUGCUGUACCCGCUGCAGGAAGUAGAGCGGUUCCUCGCCCCCCACGGGAGGCAAGACCUUCACCUGCGUACCUUUGACCCGAGCCCGGAGGACUUAGCGAGGGCAGACAACGUCUUCACGGCCACUGAACGGAACCGCAUCGACUACGUCAGCUCCGCGGUCUGUAUCGACCACGCCCCGGACCUUCCGCGGCCUGAGGUGUGUUUUAUCGGCAGAAGCAAUGCUGGAAAAUCAUCUCUGAUCAAGGCUUUAUUUUCACUGGCCCCUGAGGUUGAAGUCAGAGUCUCCAAAAAACCAGGACACACAAAGAAAAUGAAUUUUUUCAAAGUUGGAAAACAUUUUACAGUGGUGGACAUGAAAGGUUAUGGCUAUAGAGCACCUGAAGAUUUUGUUGACAUGGUAGAGACCUAUCUAAAAGAACGAAGGGGCCGGGCGCGGAACGUGAAGAGAACAUUUUUAUUAGUGGAUAGUGUUGUUGGAAUUCAAAAAACAGACAAUAUUGCCAUAGAAAUGUGUGAAGAAUUUGCAUUACCUUAUGUGAUUGUAUUAACAAAAAUUGACAGAUCUUCCAAGGGACAUCCUUUAAAACAGGUGCUUCUGAUCCAGAAAUUUGUUAACACAAAAACUCAAGGAUAUUUUCCUCAGUUGUUUCCUGUAAGUGCUGUGACCUUUUCUGGAAUCCAUCUGUUGAGAUGCUUUAUAGCCAGUGUAACAGGAAAUCUUGACUAAUGGUUCCCAGGUUAGCUGAAGAUUCAAAAAAAAAAAAAAAAAAAAGCUUUAUGCUAACUGGGAGUUAAAUACCUAGAAGAAUUUCAACAUUGUUUUAAAUGUUGUGCAUCUGUAACUUCAGGAGGAUCACUUCAGCUUUAAAACCUGCACCUUCUCAAAACAAGAAUUUGUGCCUGGGGGAAAAAAGUUUGUAAGUAAUUGAAUUACGGUGUUCAUUAGAACAGCUACUAGCUGAUUCCCCUAUUUUAACAAACUGACAAGCGAGAGCACAUCCAUAAAAUGAAAACCUGUUACAACUAUGUACAGAAGGAUUUGACGUUUUAUUGGGCUUUUGUCUUUUAAAGAAUAUGUCUACUACGUGUAUUGUUUUUUAAAUGUUAAAAUGGGCUAGGUAAAAGGAGGCUGCUUUUCUGUUAAGCAUCGAUAGGUAAGUUGAUGGAUUGAUGUUACUAUGUAAGCCUAUUUUUUUGAGUCCUUAUUUGAAUACUGAAAACAUUCUUGAUAAAAUGUGUUAGUCCAUGUUGGAAACAACCGAAAGAACAGAAUUCAAGUUCUAGUUCUAAUGUUUAUUAUAAAUGUUGGAUCUUAGGCCGGGCGCGGUGGCUCACGCUUGUAAUCCCAGCACUUUGGGAGGCCGAGGCGGGUGGAUCACGAGGUCAGGAGAUCGAGACCACAGUGAAACCCCGUCUCUACUAAAAAUACAAAAAAAAUUAGCCGGGCGUGGUGGCGGGCGCCUGUAGUCCCAGCUACUCGGAGAGGCUGAGGCAGGAGAAUGGCAUGAACCCAGGAGGCGGAGCUUGCAGGGAGCCGAGAUUGCGCCACUGCACUCCAGCCUGGGCGACAGAGCGAGACUCUGUCUCAAAAAAAAAAAAUAAUAAAUGUUGGAUCUUGGACAACUUCAUUUCUCUGAAAUUCAUUUGUUACUGUAACCUUGAAAGCUAUUAAGAUUAAAAUGAAUGGGAGGCUGGUCUCCAACUCCUGGCCUCGAGUGGUCUACCCGCCUCGGCCUCCCGAGGUGCUGGGACUGCAGACGGAGUCUGGCUCACUCGGUGCUCAGUGUUGCCCUGGCUGGAAUGCGGUGGCGUGGUCUCGGCUCCCUGCAGCCUCUGCCUCCCAUCCCUCUGCCUUGGCCUCCCAGGGUGCUGGGAUUGCAGCCUCUGCCCGGCCGCCGCCCCGUCUGGGAGGUGGGGAGCAUCUCUGCCUGGCCGCCCAUUGUCUGGGAUGUGAGGAGCGCC